Molecule: messenger RNA, 1440 nt
Organism: Branchiostoma belcheri (Belcher's lancelet)
Lineage: Eukaryota; Metazoa; Chordata; Leptocardii; Amphioxiformes; Branchiostomatidae
Exons: 11
Coding region: 259-1374 (371 amino acids)
Molecular function (GO): protein binding
Source: RefSeq, a predicted model, not a curated record
UAGUGUUCGGUGGCUCAUGACUCAUACCGGAAACACACAAGUACCGUACCAGGACCUUCCAGUGGUUAUAAGGAAAGAUCCCCAUGCACGCACGCGACGUUUCUUAGGCUACAUUCCAACUCAGGAGCCUCUUUAGGGAGCAGUCCCUAACCUUGGGAGAACCUGAAGUAUCAAAAGACUCUAAAAUUGGCGUUCUUAACCACUGAAGUUGAAGAACAACAGUAACGGCUACUGAGUAAGCGGCAUUCGAACGAGCCCAUGGCCCGGUCAUCUUGUUCUAUCCUCGCAGCAGCAGCGCUGGUGUAUGUGCAGUGCACCAUUUUCAUGUCGGCUGUGUCAGGCCAAUCCCGGCAUCCUCCGCGGGUAAGCCCUGACAGCAUCGCAGCAACAUGGCACACAGCGCAUGCGCGGCCCUAUACGCUUGAUGUCACGGUCACGUGGGAAAAGCCAGGGUCUGAUGUCAUCGAUGGUUACCUCGUCAAACUGGCCCAGCUGUUUGCAGAACCUGGGAACGAGGAUAUCUUUCCCCCAGAAGGCUCGUUCCCAGAUUUCUUCUCGGACGACAGCAUCGAUGGCCUGUUCGGUGGCUUCCCGCCGCCACUGUUUCCCACCGAACCAGGAGAAGACGUCUUCCCGCUGGAGGGCGCUUUUGAGCCACCGUCAUCGCGGGCAAACAUCGAGUCGUAUCUAAACUUGGGAUACACGCUAGUGACCAACGGAUCCUUUGUCGGGACGAACCUGAAGUACGGCCACCAGUAUGAUCUGAAGGUCUCAGUCGUUUCCAGUGACGCCAUCGGUGUUGAGACGAAUGAAAUUUUGCUGUCUCCAGAUUGCUACAUGACUACUUCUGACUUGGAAUUCUGUAAGGAGCAAUCCAUCAUAUUCUCCAGUGCGCCUGCGCACCUCAAAGUUGCCAACCUGUCACGUGAGGACUCCGAGAACGUCACGGCGGUGGUCACGUGGUCCCGGCCGGUCCAACAUGGCGGCCCGAUCUUAGGUUACUUCGUACGUGUGACCUUCGCCGGCACAGAUGACCUUGCGCCAUGUUCCCCUGGAGGAUAUGUUGACUCAACCACUGUGACCGGAAGUGACGACAUACCCUUCGUCAUCCGCAGGCUUGAAGUGGAUCAGCGGUACCGUGUGCAGGUGACGCCCCUGAUAGACGUUGAGAGGGCUGACACCGAUACACCCUACGGAAAUCCAGCUUGGGUGACCUUUGACACCACGGGUCUCCCUGAUUCUGAUUGGUCAACACGGGGCAACAUGGAGGAACCGAGGGCAGGUCACGUGGCAAGUGGGCAGCCAAUCACAUCAUCGAUGCCUGUCAGCCUGCUCCUGAUGAUAACAUUAUUGUUUUUUGUGAUGUAUAUUUAGAGUUAGAAAAGACAAACAAAACGUACUUCGUUUACAAACAAAACCUGACUAUGUUUACAAACAAAU